Molecule: messenger RNA, 2307 nt
Organism: Momordica charantia (bitter melon)
Lineage: Eukaryota; Viridiplantae; Streptophyta; Magnoliopsida; Cucurbitales; Cucurbitaceae
Source: RefSeq, a predicted model, not a curated record
CAAGAAAAGAGAAAAAAAAAAACCCCCCGAAAAACCCUUGAGAUGUUGUGGCACCGGCCGGGGGCAGCGUACUUCUGUGCCUUAAAACCCUACUUUCUUUGUAACUAUUUCACUUUCGCCACUACCAAAUGCACCAAUAAAUCUUCUUCGAUUACAGUCAUGGCGACGAAAACCAUAGGCGAAUCGGAUGUUGGGAUAGUCAGUUACAUUUCUGCGCUCCCUGGCUUUCGCGGCAUUCUUAAGCAAAGGUAUUCUGACUUCAUUGUGAAUGAAGUUGAUAGAGAUGGAAAUGUUGUUCAUUUGACGUCAUUGGAUGCUCCUCCAGAGAUUGUUGAUGAGAGCAGACCAACGACAGUCCAGAAUACAAGUGACAGUUAUGCUUCUGAAAUUGAAUUGUUUAGAUCUCUUGCUGGUGACUCUGAUGCGGAGAUUUUAGAAGCUUUUCUCAAGCAAAUCAAUUCUGGUGCCGAUGACAGUAUUGCACCUAUUAUUUUUUCCCCAGAUACGGAUAAAACCCACCGGACGGCUAUCCACAAUUUCUUUAAGAAAUUUAAGUUCCUUGUCACCGAUACUAUUGAUGGACCAGAUUCUUCAUCAAAAUGUGUUCGGGUGAGGGUAGAUUCAGGAGUGCAGAAUAACCGAGGUCGAUCCUCAAAUAAACGGAAAGAAAGAGGCGAUAAGCCCUUUGACAGUAGAGGUUCAGACAACUGGCCUGAACAUGUUGGCAAGUUUCUCAAGUUUCAUCUUUACAAGGAGAACAAGGACACGCAAGAGGCAUUGGGACUUAUAGGAAAGAUGCUUGGCAUCCAGACAAGGUCUUUUGGUUUUUCUGGCACAAAGGAUAAGCGCUCCAUCUCAACUCAAAGGGUUACUGUAUUUAAACAACACGCAAGUAGAUUAGCUGCUCUUAAUGAUCGGUUGAUUGGUAUCAAGUUGGGUAACUUUAGCUAUAUCCAGGAAGGGCUUCUUCUUGGGCAGCUUCUAGGUAACAGGUUUACCAUUACCUUGCGAGGAGUUGUAGCAGAUAGUGAAGACGCCAUCAAAGCAUCUGCUGAAGCUCUAGGAAGGCAUGGCUUUAUUAAUUACUUUGGCUUACAGCGUUUCGGAAGUGGUUCUGUACCAACUCACCUUGUUGGAGCUUCACUUCUUAGAGGAGAGUGGAAGGGUGCUGUCAGUAUGAUUCUUGAUCCAAGAGAAGGGGAAACUAAUGUAAUUGCAAAGGCAAGAGACUACUACAAAGAAAGUAAUGAUAUUGACGGGACGCUGAAGCAAUUACCACGAUAUUUAGUUGCUGAAAGGGCAAUUCUUCAAUGUUUGAAGAAAUGUCCUGGGAACUAUUUGCAGGCACUUAAAGCUAUACCUAGAACUUUGAGAAUGAUGCUGUAACUGCCGAGGAUAUCCUCAGUGGAAUUUUCACAAUUGAUGAUGUUAUUCUUCCCUUGCCUGGGUCAAGAGUAAUCUAUCCCACAAAUGAUAUUGCUAAAGUUUAUCAUGAUUUGGCGACUAAGGAUUCAAUUAGCUUGACGGAGACUGUUCAUAAUGUUAAGGAAUUCUCGAUAACCAGUAUGACUGGAAGCUACCGGAGAGUUUUUCAGAGGCCAAUGGACUAUGAGUGGGAAUUGAUCUCAUAUCUUGAUCGUAAUUUGCCUCUGGCACAGAGUGAUUUAGAUAACCUUGUGACGUCUCAACGUGUCGAAAUCGCAAAGGAAGAAGAAAAUGUGACGGAUAAAUCCAAGGAUGAAUCAAAUUGCGCAGAAGCAGAAGAAUCAGAGUGCUGUAAAAAGAAUAUCGCAGACGAGAAUGAGAAUGGAGAAGGUAGUGAGGAUCCUCAGAUGGCUCUCAAGUUGAGCUUUACUCUCUCUGCAUCGUCUUAUGCUACGAUGGCAAUUAGAGAAUUGCUGAAGACAUCAACUUCUGUUGCUUUCCACAAAUCUUUAAACGAGUGAUCACAUGGAGACUGAUGGAAUCCGGUGCAGUUCAAUUGGAACCCGAAGAGGGCCGAUCUGGGGCUCAGGAGCAGUUUGAGGAAGCAACACAGAAAUAUUUAUACUUUGUCAAUCUGCAGUUUCGGUUUCGGUUUUGGUGUCAGUUUCGACUUGUUCUUGUUUGAGGUAGUGCUGUAUCUAAGACUAGUUAAUUUUCUACGUUCACUUGUAUGAAAGUUCCAGAAAUGAGAUUUUAUUUCUGCAUGCUAACAUUAAUUAAAUGUGGUAAGGAUUUGAAUUAGAAUGAGCAUACAUUGAAGAUGAUACUCUAGUUUUUUUAGACCUUGGUAGUGUAAUCAAAUUUAGGCAAUUUUCAAGGUUC